Messenger RNA from Sipha flava (yellow sugarcane aphid), 3885 nucleotides. RefSeq names its product discoidin domain-containing receptor 2-like. Bases 721 to 3546 code for a protein of 941 amino acids. The record is from RefSeq and is a predicted model, not a curated record. Gene Ontology annotation, cellular component: signaling receptor complex. The transcript is spliced from 18 exons. NCBI's taxonomy places the organism in Eukaryota, Metazoa, Arthropoda, Insecta, Hemiptera, Aphididae. Gene Ontology annotation, biological process: protein phosphorylation; positive regulation of kinase activity; multicellular organism development. Gene Ontology annotation, molecular function: protein tyrosine kinase collagen receptor activity; collagen binding; ATP binding.
GCGCUCACACACACAGUGACGUCCCACACGCCGUUUCGCGAUAACGUGUACCGACGCCGACCGACUCGCACGUCCGACCCGCACGACCGCGUAUAGAAAACACGACCGACGGCACACACACACACGGUCGGACGUAACCGGUCGCCCUCCGUCGAAACAGCAAACAGUAGCGACGAACAGGUGCUCACCGCACGUCGUCCUGUAAUCUCGUCCUCAGAGUGUUCCGAACACCUCUCUCGUAUUACGUAAAAAAAAAAAAAAACGUUUCAGACAAACAACGCGGAGAAAGCGAACCGUCGCGGGAAGAGAACGAUCGCGACGCCGACAACCCGUCCGUGGUCCACUGCCACUCGUCCAGUGACAUACAACUCCAUCGCGGAACGGUGGCCGACAACUGGUAACCGCGGUUGGAGUUGCGUACCGCUUCGCACCGAUGGUUACCGCGUACCGCAGCACGCCGGCAUAGUUUCAGGUGCCGAUCAUCUCAAAUGAUCCGACGACUUUACACCGCGUCCAACCAGCUUUUUGAAAUCGGGAACUCGUGGAGAACAGCUUAUGCGCAAUGUGUCCUCAAGGAAUGUUACGAAUAUUAUACUGAUGCCCGUGAUAUAUUGACUCUCCGGAAUUAUUGGCAGCCUCAAAACAUACUGAACUAGACCUGCGCCACCGCGGUGGGGACAGAACGAGAAGAGGAAAAGGAUACGAAUCGCCGCGGCAGCCAUGCAGCGCGGUGGGACUCAUGAUUUUUCCAUUGUCCUGGCCAUAUCCGCCGCUUGUUUUAUCGGCCAACUGACGCUCGGCAUCCACAUAAAAGAAUGUGACGAAGCACUGGGUAUGGAAUCUGGUGCAAUUCCGGAUUCAGCGAUCACAGCAAGUUCGUCGUAUAAUGUUCCCAAUGUCGGACCGAGCAAUGGAAGAUUGAGAGUGGAACGAGCCGGAGGCGGAUGGUGUCCUAAGCCGCCGGUGGAGCAGGGCGUCCGCGAGUGGUUGCAGGUGAACUUUGAGAAGGUGCACAUGAUCACGGGAAUACAGACGCAGGGACGGUUCGGCAACGGACGUGGGCUCGAGUACGCCGAGGAGUACACCGUGGAGUACUGGAGGCCGGGGAUGGCGGAAUGGAAACCGUACAAGAGAUGGGACGGCAAACAGAUAAUGUCCGGCAAUACGGAUACAUCGACAGUAGUCUUGCAUCAUCUGCUACCACCCGUGUACGCUUCGCAAGUGCGCAUAUUGCCAUACAGCGUUCACCGUCGUACUGUUUGCCUGAGGGCAGAGAUCAGAGGAUGUCCAUCCGACCAUGGAAUAACCAGCUACACUAUCCCAUUGGACGGGACUGUGAGUGACAGUACUGACAUGGGUGACUUGUCAUACGACGGAGAAGUACAUGGUGAUAAAAUUCAAGGAGGUCUGGGACGCCUAGUCGAUGGCGUUCAUGGAGAAGAUAACUUCAAAAUGGAUAUUGGCUACGGGAAAGGUAACGGAUGGGUUGGAUGGCGCAAAGAAUCAUUUUCAAAAGGAUUUGUAGAACUAGUGUUUGAGUUCGGUGAAGUGAGAAAUUUUUCGGCCGUUCACAUAUUUACCAAUAACUUCUUCAGCAAAAAUGUACAGGUUUUCUCCAAAGCGAGGGUGCAGUUCAGCGUGGGCGGAGUGCAUUAUCACGGCCGAUCGGUUUGGUACACGUACAUGCCGGACACUGUUCUGGAGAAUGCCAGAGACGUCGACAUACAGUUGCAUAAUCACGUGGGCAAGUUCGUGAAAAUCCAGCUUUACUUCUCCAACAAGUGGAUAAUGAUUAGCGAAGUGAAGUUCGAUUCCGAACCGUUGCCUCAGAACGUGACGGUGGACGCGGACACGCCGUUUGAAGACGAACAGCUGGUCGGAGGUGCGGUGGAUCCGCCUUGGGACUCCCCCGACACCACCGCGCACAAGGAGAAGGACGACAGGACCGGCGGCGGCGGUUUGGUAGAGGUGCUCAUCGGCGUACUGACGGCCGCCACGCUCAUCCUGCUCGGCAUAUGCGCCAUCGUACUGGCCCUCAGCCGUCGCAAAAAGCACCAGACCAUCAGCACGUCGAUAUUCAAAAAACCGUUUGGCGUCACCAUCAACAUGAAAGACAUAUUUAUGAACCUGUCGCCUCACAACAACAACAGCAGCAUCAACAACAACAACAACAACUCGGCCUUGGGCGGCAACCGGCACAUCACCGAGAACCCGUUUCCGAUCAGCGAGCAGAUGCGCAGUGAGAGCUUCGCAUCCGACGGCUACGACAAAUCGCAGCAGAACGUCAUUUACGAGACGCCACUGCUGGCCCGCAAGGAUUACGAGACAAUUCGCAGCGGUAAAGUUACAGACGCCAAAAGUUCGAUUUCCGUGAAAGAAUUUUGCCGUAGCGAUUCAGAACGAGGAUCGCUAAGCAGUCUGGAAAUCGAUGUAAGGCCGACCGAAUACUCAACGAGAGACAGUGUCACCUCGUUGCAUUACCGAAGUCUACAGAAUCAAGUUUUACCGAUGUCCGUAGCGGAUGUUCCGAUUCGUCCCAAACACCUCCAAUACACUGCCGACGCCCCGUCCAGGAAAAGAUUUCACACGGCUCCUCGCGAAAAGCACAGGAUCGCCCCGCCGUCCGUGUCGUGGAACAUAAGCCCGAGCAUGGGCCAAGCGUACAAGUGCCGGGAGGCGGACAUCGUGCAGAUACCGCGGUACUGCCUGAACGUGGUCAGCCAACUGGGCAGCUCGCACCUUGGCGAGGUGGCCGUGUGCGAGACGAUGGACGUGCGCAUGACGGACAAUGGCCGCGUGGCCGCCAAGACGUGCGGCGCGGACUCCACCAGGGAGGUGAAGUUCCUGUGCAGCCUGCUCGACCCGAACCUGGUGCGCGUUUUCGGUGUCUGCGCCGACCAGUCGCCGCCGUGGCUGAUCACCGAGUACCCGGCUGAGCUCGGCGAUCUGGUCAUCGUGCUCCGGACGCACUCCACGCUCACAUACACGACGCUAAUGUUUAUGGCCACUCAAAUCGCAUCGGCCAUGAAGUAUCUGGAAUCCAAGAACGUAGUGCACAAAGAUUUAGCAGCCAGGAACUGCCUGGUUUCGAGGGGCUACUCCAUUAAAGUGGCCGACGUGGCCAUAUGCAAUCCGGCUUACAAAAAGGACUAUAGCGAAAUCGGAAACAGACCUCCGGCACCAAUCCGAUGGCUUCCGUGGGAGAGCAUUUUACUGGAUCGUUACACGUGUCCAAGCACGGUGUGGUCGUUCGCGGUAACGACAUGGGAGCUGUUGACCAUGGCCAGAGACAAACCGUUCCCGCACCUUACCAACGAACAGGUCAUACACAACGCGGAACAAAUGUACUACGGGGGCGAGCUACAAGUACUCCUGCCGAAACCCAACCUGUGCCCCGCCGAGAUUUACGAGCUCAUGUGUCAGUGUUGGAAGCGCGAUCAAAACUUGAGGCCCACGUUCAAGCAACUUUACCAUUUCCUGAAAAGAAAUCACACCACGUACUCGUGCGAGAUCGACAACCAACUGCACAACGUUUCACCAAUAUAAUAAUAGAAAUAAUAAUAAUUGUUGUUAUAAAUUUCGUUUGUUUUUAUUUUUCAAAUCUUUCGUACAUGUAUAAUAGAUAUGAAUUGUGUACAUUUUCUUGUCGAAAACGUAAAUGAACAUUUUCUUUACCCCGAGGGCGUAGGUAAACAUUAUUUAUGGAGGGGGAGGAGGAUUUUGAUAUGUUUAGGUAAUAAUUAUUUUUAUUAUUACCUAUUUAUUUACCGGCUGGGAUUUUAGCAAUGGGGAGGGGGAUUUAACCUUCAAAACUCCCCCUUACCUACGUCGCUGCUUUACCGCUCUGUUCAGUAAAAACAUUCGCUAAACAAAAAAAAAAAAAAA